UGCGCGGGGGCCGCGAUGGCGGCGCGGGCCGGGCUGUGCUGCCGGGCCGGGCUGUGGUGCGGGGCCGGGCUGUGGUGCGGGGCCGGCGGGGGGCUCCCAGCCGCGCCUCGCUGGGGCCGCGCCGCUUAUUCCUCGGCGCCCGCGGUGAGCGGCAAGGAAGGGCCGCAGCAGCGGGAAGCUUCAAUAAGGAGAAGAGGCAGGACACCACAGUUUGCUGUACCUCCCAGAACAGAGAGGAUGGCUGUGGAUCAGGACUGGAGCAGUGUUUAUCCAACAGCAGCUGCCUUUAAACCUGCCUCUGUGCCUCUCCCAAUCCGAAUGGGUUACCCAGUGAAGAGAGGAGUACCUCCCCCAAAAGAAGGCAACUUAGAACUUAUUAAGAUUCCCAAUUUUUUGCAUCUUACUCCUCCUGCAAUUAAGAAGCACUGUGCAGCUCUUAAAGAUUUCUGCACUGAAUGGCCAAGUGCUCUGGACAGUGAUGAGAAGUGUGAACAGCAUUUUCCCAUUGAAACCGAAACUGUAGAUUAUGUUUCUUCAGGGACGUCUAUUCGCAAUCCCAAAGCAAGAGUGGUGACUUUAAGAGUUAAACUUUCUAACCUGAAUUUGGAUGACCAUGCAAAGAAGAAGCUUGUUAAACUUGUAGGAGAGCGGUACUGCCAGGAGACAGAUGUGCUCACAAUUGUCACAGACAGGUGUCCCCUAAGAAGACAGAACUAUGAUUAUGGCAUGCACCUGCUCACAGUUCUGUACCACGAAUCUUGGAAAACUGAGAAGUGGGAGAGCGAGAAGUCUGAGGAAGAUAUGGAAGAGUAUAUCUGGGAAAAUAGUCGCUCUCAGAAAAAUGCCUUGGACACUCUGCUUCGAAUAAAAGCCUCAGAGAAUGUCAGUAAUGUCUCUAAGGAAGAGCUGCUUGGAUCUGAAGUGGUUAACAAUUACAGAAACUCUGUAAUUGCACUUAAAAAUGAAGGUGAAACAGAAAGUAACAUGUCUCAGUAUAAGGAAUCCGUGAAAAAGCUGUUGAAUAUACAAGCAUGAAAGCAGACUCUGCAGGUACACCUGAUCAUUAUAGAAAUAUUAAGCUACUAUUAAUAUUUCUUAGUGACAUGGAUAUAUAAUUAUUCAGAACCUUAACCAAAAGUGUGAAACUUGAUGUUGAUAAUCACAGUAGUAAUCAGUUUUCUCUUUACUGCUCAAUUUUUUUUGUAAGCAUAGUUGUCCUGGCCACGAAUCUUGUUCUUUGAAUAAAGUAUGUUUGGAUUCAUAUUGAUAA
Pseudopipra pipra is the source of this 1270-nucleotide messenger RNA. It is a transcript of the gene MRPS35, whose product is annotated as mitochondrial ribosomal protein S35. The transcript has 8 exons. Gene Ontology annotation, biological process: mitochondrial translation. Bases 16 to 1035 code for a protein of 339 amino acids. Gene Ontology annotation, cellular component: mitochondrial small ribosomal subunit. Gene Ontology annotation, molecular function: structural constituent of ribosome. Lineage: Eukaryota; Metazoa; Chordata; Aves; Passeriformes; Pipridae. The record is from RefSeq and is a predicted model, not a curated record.